AGAGCGCGGCGGACACCGCUCCGCUCCGUGAGCCGCCGCGGGGGCGGUCGGCGCUGCCUUCGCUCCCCGCCGCGGAGCCGCCGCGCCGCCGGAGCCGGGAUGUGACUUGCGGAGGGCUGGCGGACAGAGCUGCCCCGCCGCCCUCGGCCGCAGCAGACAGCGGACAGAAAAAUGAAAACCUACCCAGCCAUUGGUUUCUUCCUCCUGCUGGUGAUCAGCUAUGGCUCUUCAGAGAACUCCAGCACUCCCCGGGGCUGCGGGCUGGAUCUCCUGCCCCAGUACGUGUACCUGUGUGACCUGGAUGCCAUCUGGGGCAUCGUUCUGGAGGCGGUGGCGGGGGCAGGCGUGCUGACCACGCUGCUGCUGAUGCUGAUUUUGCUGGUGAGGCUGCCCUUCAUCAAGGACAAAGAGAAGAAGAGCCCCCUGGGAAUGCACUUCCUCUUUCUCUUCGGGACUCUGGGACUGUUUGGGCUGACGUUUGCUUUCAUCAUCCAGGAAGAUGAAAUGGUGUGCUCGACCCGAAGGUUUCUCUGGGGAGUUAUCUUUGCUUUGUGCUUCUCCUGCUUGCUAGCCCAAGCCUGGAGACUUGGCAGGCUCGUUCGCCACGGGAAGAGCCCGUCUGGCUGGCACCUGGCCGGGGUGGCCACGUGCCUGAUGCUGGUGCAGGUCAUCAUCGCGACCGAGUGGCUGAUCCUGACGGUUGUCAGAGACAACAAGCUGGCCUGCAGCUACGAACCCAUGGAUUUUGUGAUGGCUUCCAUUUACGUUAUGUUCCUGAUGGUCUUUACCAUGGGAUUUUCGUUUUUCACUCUCUGUGGGAAGUUCAAGAAAUGGAAGAAAAACGGAGUAUGCCUCAUUAUAACCCUUUUCUUUUCCAUCCUGAUUUGGGUAGCCUGGAUGACUAUGUACCUCUUCGGUAACGCUGAGCUCCAGAGAAGAGACAAAUGGAGUGAUCCCACUCUGGCCAUUGCACUGGUGUCCAGUGGCUGGGUCUUUGUUAUUUUUCAUGCCAUCCCAGAGGUCCACUGUACCAUCCUUCCAUCACAGCAGGAAAACACACCCAAUUAUUUUGAUACUUCUCAGCCGAGGAUGCGUGAAACCGCUUUUGAGGAAGAUAUACAGCUUCCUCGGAGCUACAUGGAAAACAAAGCCUUUUCAAUGGAUGAACAUAAUGCAGCGCUCAGGACAGCAGGAUUUCGGAACGGCAGCUUGGGAAGCCGGCCCAGUGCUCCUUUUAGAAGCAAUGUUUAUCAGCCAACUGAGAUGGCAGUUGUGCUAAAUGGUGGGACUAUACCAACUGCUCCGCCAAGUUACACUGGACGACACCUCUGGUGAAAGGCUGUAGGCUGUAGAGAAUAAGAAUCCUUGUUGCAGAUGUUAUUCCCUGGCAGUGUGUCUUUGAGGGAAGGAAUCCAUAACAGUACCAGAACAAAGCAACAAAACAUCCAGGAUCUUUCUAAAUCCUACAGAGGAUUUUGCUAAAUGUGAACACCAUUGAAUGGAGAAUUGCAAAAACAAAAUUGUACAACUGAAGCUGAAUCUAAUUUAAAACAGAAGUAGGCACACCUUAAAUUGGCAGAGGAGAUGUUGUAUUCUGAAGUGUAAGAUACUCUCUUGUCUGUAACUUGUGUGCUAGACAAGCCUGGUUUUGGUGGUUGCCAGUUGCUUGCAAAAUACCUUCCUCUCACCUAAACUUAACUCAUGUUGCCACAAGAGAUUGCCACUACAGCGCGAAAACACGCGGGGUUUCUUUCCAUUUUUCUCCUUUUCCUGUCAUUUCCAACGUCAUGAGAAGUCCCCAGUUUGCUCCCUCCCUAGCUGUGCUGUGCAGUCACGCAGCAUCGUGUGUAGGCAGACACGCUCCCUCUGGGGCAGCUCGGUCCCCAUGGCUCUGCGGGCUGAUGCUCUGCUCUCUCAG
Onychostruthus taczanowskii (white-rumped snowfinch) is the source of this 1918-nucleotide messenger RNA. RefSeq names its product G protein-coupled receptor class C group 5 member B (gene GPRC5B). The transcript is spliced from 4 exons. Gene Ontology annotation, cellular component: intracellular membrane-bounded organelle; extracellular exosome; signaling receptor complex. The record is from RefSeq and is a predicted model, not a curated record. Bases 172 to 1335 code for a protein of 387 amino acids. Lineage: Eukaryota; Metazoa; Chordata; Aves; Passeriformes; Passeridae. Gene Ontology annotation, molecular function: G protein-coupled receptor activity; protein kinase activator activity; protein kinase binding. Gene Ontology annotation, biological process: G protein-coupled receptor signaling pathway.